AGGGGGGAGGUAUAAUUUGAGAGCUUGUGCUUCCCUGACAUUUGUAAAUUGAUAGGUAAUAACCUAAAACCCUCAGUAUUUUCCAUCAAUGGCAACCUCCAACUCCAACACCACAAGUGUGAGCAUGAAGCUACUGGUGGACUCAACUCGUGGCAAAGUUCUGUUUGCAGAAGCGAGCAAGGAUGUCGUUGAUUUUCUCUUCACUCUCCUGUCCCUGCCUGUAGGGACUGUGAUUAGGCUCCUCUCCAAAGACGGCAUGGUUGGUAGCUUGGGAAAGCUUUAUGAGAGUGUUGAAAAUCUCGAUGACACAUACUUGCAACCAAAUCUCAACAAGGACAUGUUGCUGGAACCAAAGACAACAGUUGCUGGUGCCAAUAUCCUUCCUUUGCUGACCAACAACAUUGACUCGAAUGCUAAACAGUUCUACCUUUGUACGUGUUGCGAUCGCAGAAUUUCUGAUGUAUCUGGAACUGUUUGCCCAAAUUGCAACCGUAGCAUGUCCACUGUGUUGACUUAUAUUUCUCCAGCACCUACCGUGGCAAGACCCAUCGAGGGAGGGUAUGUCAAGGGAGUAGUGACAUACAUGGUCAUGGAUGACUUGGAGGUGAAGCCAAUGUCCACCAUUUCAAGCAUAGCUAUGCUGAACAAGUUCAAUGUGAAGGAGGUUGGUGCUCUUGAAGAGAAAGUGGUUAAUCUUGGCAUGGAAGAGGGUUUGAAGCUGCUGAAGGCAUCAUUGGAGACCAGUACAGUUCUUACAAAAGUGUUUCUGGGUGAUAAGAAGGCAUAAAAUGUUUCUGCAUUUUCAACUCAUCAGUUUCGUAUUUCUUUAUGAUGUCAUUUUAGAGCUUACGUUAUUCCGGAUUUAAGGAUAUGUAAUAAUAAGCUUUUCUAAUAUCGGUUUGUUUUUGUUUUUGUUUUGUUUUUUCCAAACGGUCUAUGUUUUCCUAGUGUACUAUCGGGAACACAUCCAAUGAAGACGGGGUAGGGCAUGAUAUUCA
Prunus avium (sweet cherry) is the source of this 998-nucleotide messenger RNA. RefSeq lists its product as uncharacterized. NCBI's taxonomy places the organism in Eukaryota, Viridiplantae, Streptophyta, Magnoliopsida, Rosales, Rosaceae. The record is from RefSeq and is a predicted model, not a curated record.